GUAGCAUUGAUAUUGUAGAUGGGUAAAUUCUAGUACAGCGUGUGCUCAGCUAGAUAUCUUAUGUAGUCUGUAUGAGUAGUGCCUUCCGUACAGUACAGUAACCGUAACCUUCGCACCUGCUCGACGGUAAGCAUCAAAAUUUCCCUGAAUGUUCCUCCAGCAAGUAAACAGUAUUCCAGAACUCACAUGUUAAAGGAAAACUUGCCAUAUCUUGCUGACGACUGCCAAGUUUCUAAUAAGAUUUCUCCUCACAUACACCCUAACCCAAUCCCUGAAACUCUGCAGCCAGGUAAGGUAAGUUUACGUAAGAAAGGCUACGUAGUGGUUAACGGGUUACGUGAUCGGAGAGAUAUUAGACCGCGCGCCAAGAAGCGCCGUGGCUGACAAAUCACACCCUUCUUCGUUCGACAAAAUAGGGGGAGAGCGAGAUGUACAUAUCCGACUAUCAGAUCAACUUGAUGAGACGAACUGUACAUUACCUUUUCACUAUAUACGUAAUCCAAUUAUGGCUGAUGAGGUUGCGGGACGGGAUAGCAGCUUGAAUGGAUCAGCAAUGAGAUCUGCUGAGGAAGAAUUACGGCGCCGCCGCGAGCGUGGGAAGCAAUCCCAGGCACGCUUUAGAAAGAGACAGGCCGAAGCGGUGCAAGAAACACGCGAGCAGAAUGAGAAGAUGAAGACUGCCAUCGCAACCAUAGUGAGAGCCACGCAGCGCAGUGACCAGGAUGGUUUACUAGAAGCUGUGCGCGCCGCCGCAGAUGUAGCCGGGGUUGACGCCUCGGGUCUAAAUGUAGUUGAAAAGACUAUGUGUGAGGAAGACACCAGGCAAGGUUCCUCAGUAAGUUCCAGCGGGCGAUCUACAAGAUCAAAUAUGCAACCCCUGAAGAUAGAGAUCCCUGUGAAUCAAGUAUACAGCAACUCUUCGAAACCUUGGUCCAGGGGAAGCACAUUGGCAGGGCGUCUGAGCCCACGGUUCGACUACGGGAUCUGGAUCGACACGCCCGCGCCACCAGCAUUCAUCAUGCCGUUCCUAGGUGAAGGGAGGUAUACUUUCCGCGGACAUCUCUAUUGGGCAUGCACGGAAUAUCUCAUCGCGCUUUGUCGCGCUAUCACGACGCCGCAAUCGCCGGCGCUGUGGUUUUCUUGCCAGCCCGGGAGCUGUCCUACGCCGCAAGAGGCUGAAGACCGGGUAUGGACGCAUAUACAGCACUGGCCGGCCGUGGAGAAUGUGCUUAUGCUACAGUCUAUAGCUGAAAAGCAGGUUUAUUACCGCGAUUACGGGUACAGUGAUGCCACAUGCAGCGAGCUGGGCGCUUGUCCAUUGGGGGGCCAAGUCGACGACUUGGAUAUAUGGAUGUCUAUUACCGAUGUGGAGAAACAUGUGCGACGACAGCUCGGCAAUGACGCCUUUUCUCGUCUCGAGAGGACGAUAGAGGUUUGCUGUGUCAGAAAGUCUCAAAACGCUAUGAGUGAAGAGCUGAUUAGCGUCGUCCGUCUGCUUAUGAAGAAUCUGGCCGAGAGCUUUAUUUGUUUCGGGGAUGGGCCACGGUGGAAAACCGAUGCCGUUUCCACACUUUUCAAGGACAUGAUGAGAAUAUGACUGCAUUUCUAGAGGAUCACGGAUUUGCAUGCUAGAAAUAAAUACCUUGCCUUCGAAAGGUAACCAAUACUUUGGAGAAAUAAGACCAAGGCAUGCCCGCUUUCAGCAACU
Molecule: messenger RNA, 1708 nt
Organism: Xylaria bambusicola
Lineage: Eukaryota; Fungi; Ascomycota; Sordariomycetes; Xylariales; Xylariaceae
Exons: 2
Coding region: 506-1597 (363 amino acids)
Source: RefSeq, a predicted model, not a curated record